AUGCUACCCCUCGGCCUCCUCAACGCGGCGCAAGGCCACCCGAUCUUGGUGGAACUGAAGAAUGGCGAGAACCUCAACGGACACUUGGUCAUGUGCGAUACGUGGAUGAACCUCACUCUCAAGGAGGUUGUGCAAUCGAGUCCGGAAGGUGACAAGUUCGUACGGUUACCAGAAGCCUACGUCAAGGGCAACAACAUUAAGUACCUGCGAGUGCCCGACGAGAUUAUCGACAUCGUGAAGGAGUCUCAACAAAGCCAACAGGCCGGGUUCCGAGGCGGAAGGGGUGGACAACAUCGGGGAGAGCACGGCGGUCGCGGGGAGAGGGGAGGACGGGGAGGUGGCCGGGGCCAGGGCCGCGGAAGGGGGAGGGGUAGGGGUGCGUGA
Molecule: messenger RNA, 384 nt
Organism: Scedosporium apiospermum
Lineage: Eukaryota; Fungi; Ascomycota; Sordariomycetes; Microascales; Microascaceae
Exons: 4
Coding region: 1-384 (127 amino acids)
Biological process (GO): mRNA splicing, via spliceosome; nuclear-transcribed mRNA catabolic process; P-body assembly
Cellular component (GO): spliceosomal tri-snRNP complex; U6 snRNP; P-body
Molecular function (GO): U6 snRNA binding
Source: RefSeq, a predicted model, not a curated record